Messenger RNA from Porites evermanni, 2004 nucleotides. Lineage: Eukaryota; Metazoa; Cnidaria; Anthozoa; Scleractinia; Poritidae. The record is from the annotation of a GenBank genome assembly.
GUCAAAGGUGAACCGGGAAAGUCCAUCGCGGCUCCUUUUCUGCUGCAGCGACCCGUUGGAUCAACAGUUAAUGAAAGUCAGACAGCCAUCUUGAAAUGUGUAGCGGACGGUAAUCCAACUCCACAGGUCACGUGGUACAAGCUGAAUUCAUCGCUUCCCAUUGGACGUCACGUGACUACCAGUAGCGCUCUGAUUGUGAAGGACGUUAGACCAGAAGACGAUGGAGUUUACAGAUGUAGAGCUGAAAACUUGCUGGGCAGCAUCAACGCGACAGUAAAUCUUAUUGUUCAGUGUAAGAUUGAGUGUUUUGUAAUAAUAAAUCUUUGAGCAACUGAAGUUGAUGAAAUUAAGGUGUAGACUGUUAACUAAGUACAACAUUUGACGAGGGCGCGUGGUAGCCAGUGAGUUUUAUAUUUGACUUUUAUCAAUUAGUUCUUGUUGUUAACGUGAAUAAAUAUUCGGCAAUUUAAGUUCAGUAAUGGUUCUUGCUUUCCUUUUUAAAAGCCAGAAGAGACUAAAAAAGUGAGCACAGGAUCUUAUUACCAAAAGCUAAGAGACUAGUUUAAGGAGUGCAGUGUCAAAAAUGCAGAUGUAAGAAACUUGCUACAGCUGUACUUCGAUCCGAAACGUGAUGCUAAAUUAAAUUAGAGGUAACGAAUAUUUAAGGUUUCAAUGAAAGCAAUAACCAAUACAAGAAAAAUCUGGUAACUUCAUCAAAGAGAGAGAGGAAUUUAAGAGUACAGAAUUCACAUUUGUAAAUCCUAGAAACUAUGAAAGGAGGCAAUUUGCUUGAAAGUUUGUUGUUUCCAGCCGUUAUUUUUCAUUAAAUGAGAGGUUUUUUUUCCAUUUCUCAUUAGUUGGUCCUCAACUUUUCUUAUCAUCCAAACGACUGAUGGCUAAAGAAAAGCAAAAUGUCACUAUCGCCUGCAACGUUGCUGGUAAGCCGCACCCAAGUAUCACGUGGUCAAAAGCCUUUAGUUAUUUGUCUAAAGACAAAGCUGUCGUUAAGAAUGGAGCCCUUACAAUCUAUAACGUUGCAAAAAACGACGGUGGUAUAUACAUGUGCAAGGCAGAGAAUAUUCUGGGACGGGCCACUGACACAGUUCAACUCGUGGUUUUUUCUCCCCGCAGUUCAAAAUCCGUCCUCCUCAAGUAGUAACACCUUCAAUUGGUUCAAAUGUCCGCUUGACGUGUUUGGCCGAGAGUGAUCUGAGACCAACAAUAACGUGGGAGAAAGAGGGCAAGUUGUCACUUCCCGUUGACACGUAUUUUUUCCCAAAUGGAACAUUGCUUUUUCGAGACAUCAAAAAAAUACACGAAGGAUCUUACAUCUGUAGAGCAACUAAUGCUCUAUCUACAAUAAAAACGAAAGUUAAAAUCAAUUCCCCUGUUAAAGUUACUUCCUGUUCAGUGGUAAGAAAAUACUUCAGCGGUGUAAGUGGAAACUACGUCAUUGAUCCAGAUGGCGAGGGAGGCCUGGCAUCAUUCACAGUCUACUGUGACAUGACAGAUAAGAGUGGAGUUGGCGUGACAGUGAUAGGUCACAACAGUGAAAGCAGAACACAUGUAAAGGGGUAUGGCGGUCGAGGUAGUUAUUCACGUGACAUUCAUUACACAGGAGCGAGUCUGUCUCAGCUGGCAGGUCUCACUAGAGUCUCUUCACACUGUGAACAGUUUAUCAAGUACGAAUGUUAUCACUCUGUUAUGUUUAGCCCUAUUUAUGGCAGUCCAUAUGCAUGGUGGGUGUCACGUGAUUCUACUAAGAUGACGCACUGGGGCGGAGCAUUUAUCAAUCGUAGGUGCGCAUGCGGGAUGACCUACUCAUGCGCAGACUUUAGUCAUGGUUGUAACUGUGAUACGAAUGACAAUGUAUGGCGUGAAGACAGCGGUAUGCUGACUGACAAGACAAAGCUUCCUGUCAAACAGCUCAGGUUUGGGGAUACUGGUGGCAACGAUCAAGGUUACCACACACUGGGCAAAUUUAAGUGUUACGGCACAGCAUAA